AUGAAUGAGCUCACACCCAGCCAUCCCGCGCCCCCGCCAGCGCCAACGCAGGCGCAGGCGCAGACGCGCGGGCUGGCCCCGCCCUCCUCCUACGCCUUCGCCAUGAACGCCAACGUCGUGAACUUCGCCGCCACGGACCGCAAAAGCUUCCAGCAAGGAGUUCCUCCUCGUGGCGGAGUCAGCGUCGGCGUCAACAACUUGGGGUCGGCAAAGUACCAGUCGCCGCAGAGUCUGCAGCAGGUGAUCGACUACCACGCGGGGCCCUACGCGCCGGCAGCUAACUUCUCGCACCUCAAGAGCCCAGCGGACAAUCGGCCAACCAACAACGGAGCCAAGUUCGACUACACGCCGCCGAGUCAGCAGUAUUCGACGCAGCAUCAGCAGCAACAGUCCUACGCUGCGCCAUACGGAUACCCAUCCUACGCGCAGAAUUACGGCAGCACCGGAGACUACCAGCAACAGCAGCAGCAACAACAACAGCAACAACCGCAACAGCAGCAGUACCAUGGUGGCUACGCUCAAGUCGGCGAGUCAAAUCCCUUGGGCAUGCUGGUGAGUUCGGCCACGAACCCACAGGCGCCUCCUCCUGCUGAUGCCAUGCCGCACGAGCACGUAAAUAUCGGCCUCAAGGACGCGGGAGACCGCAAGUUCAGGCAGCCGUACAAUGUGGUGGCAACCGACUCGUUCCUGAGCUCCAGCGGCGGCUACGUGCACGGCGUCGAGCGUCCUGGCAACGUGGUGCAGCUCAAGACGACUCCGAGCAGCUCGCAGCAGCAUCCGAUGUACCAGCGCUCCAACAUGUACGGCGGUGGAGCUCCGUACUACUCGCAGCAGGUGCAGCAGCAGCAACAGCGGACACAAGAGCCGUCGACGCAGCACAGUUCAUUGGAUCUGGUGCCUCCAACUGCCGCGGCAAUGGGAACUAGCUUCGAUGCUAACGGGACUGGAGCUGCUUCUUCCAGUAUGGGACGGGGCAUGAGCAGUGGCGUCAGUGGAAUGUUUAGUGCUGGAUCCCGCAUGCCGCAGUUCAGUCCGAGUGGUCCAGGGUCUUCCCUGACGACGCGGUUGAAGGACGGAGGCGUGGAUAUCUCGUCUGGAGCUUCGUCCAAUGGCAACCACCUGCCGUUCAUGCAGCAGCAGCAGUCUGUCGCGAAGUCGCUUGGUGCUACGCACCCGACCACGCUCUACUCAGAUGUGGCGAGCUCCACCACGUCCAUGGCGAUGGUGAGUCUUGGCUCGGAUGGUCCAACAACGACAUCGGUCAAUGCGAACGCGUUGUACCCGCCGUCGUUGGCACCACCGACAUCUCAGCUCAGCACCAGCAGUGAAGACUCGUGCAGUUUGUGCAGCGGUGCCCACAGUGACAGGGUUGCUAGUCACUGCGGACACCGAUUCCAUGCCCAGUGUCUUCAGUCGUGGGGAGGAUUGACGACGUGCCCAAUUUGCGCUCAGGCGUCAAAUAGUAUCACGAGCAUCCCUCAAGCGACCCCUGUCAGCUAUGGUCUCGGUGGUGACAGUGUCUCGGUUUCUGGACUAACGACGGGACAGAACGAGCUGUCUUUGAACAGUGGUGGGGCUAUUAACAACAGCUCCGCCACUGCCAGCGGCGGCAACGCGGUGUCCAUUUCGCCGAGUUCUGUGGGAUCAGCACAAGUGACGGGAAUCAACAUCUUGCAGGUGAACAAUGCCGUACCAGGUGGACGCCCACCUCCGAUCGACACGCGCAUUGUUGAUAACCGCCUGGGUGCAACGACUUUGAGUGGCGAGAAGCGUGGCUCGACGUCUACUCGGUCGGGUUCGAGCAGCGGAGGGCGUGUUCGCAAGAACAAGAAGCUCAAAGACUGUUCCGUGCCAGGCUGUGAUCGCACGGUGCGCUCUCGCGGUCUCUGCAAGGGUCACGGAGGUGGCCGUCGUUGCGGAUACGCCGGGUGUGGUCUCAGCGAUCAGGGUGGAGGUUUCUGCAUCAGUCACGGCGGUGGCAAGCGUUGCCAGCAUGAAGGAUGCGACAACUCGGCGCAGUCACGUGGACUGUGCAAGUUGCACGGAGGAGGAAGCCGCUGCACUGUUCCUAACUGUACCAAGAGCUCUCAGGGUCGCGGACUGUGCCGUGCGCACGGUGGCGGUCGUCGAUGCAUGGUUGAAGGGUGCAACAAGACGGAUCGUCGUGCAGGCUACUGCGUGACUCACGGCGCCGACAAGAAGUGCAUCAUCCCGGAGUGCUCCAAGACCGGACGCAUCGACAACAUGUGCACCAAGCACUACUUCGAGCGCCACCCUGCCCAGCCGCCCGGAACUGUGAGCACGACUCCGCCUCCGGUCAUCACUGUCAAUGCUAACACCAGUGCUGCCAGAGCUCGAGCCGAGAGAAAGAGAGCCGCGGAACAGGCCGCCGCCGCCGCUGCUGCUGCCAACAGCUACGCGAUGACAUCGUCAAUGAUGCUUUCUGGCUCGGUUCCUGCCCCCAGCAUGCCCUGUGACGGACGGGUAAGCGGGGCGAUUACCAAGACUGAGCUGUUCUAG
Phytophthora sojae is the source of this 2520-nucleotide messenger RNA. RefSeq lists its product as hypothetical. The record is from RefSeq and is a predicted model, not a curated record. Lineage: Eukaryota; Oomycota; Peronosporomycetes; Peronosporales; Peronosporaceae. Gene Ontology annotation, molecular function: metal ion binding. The transcript has 3 exons. The coding region runs from base 1 to 2520 and encodes 839 amino acids.